CUACAUAACAGUACGUAAUACAUCAACUUUGUUUUUGAUUAGUCACUACAUUAAUUUAGUUUGAUUGUCUUAAUUUGUAGAGUUAUCCAUAAACACAAGAAAGGGAAAUUGAUUUAUUACACGACUUCUUAAAAAGUUGAAUAAUGAAAGCAAACGAAAAAUGGAUAUCAAGAUGAAGGAAGACUCAAAGUAAAGAAGGAAAACGAAAGAUAAGAUCGAGAUAGAACAAAAUAAGAUAACAUUCAUAGAAGCCAAGCGGUAGAAAGAAGAGAAAUAUCAUGAAAAAACUAGUAAAAUAAAGUUAACCUUGAAAAUAUAAUAGUGAGAGGUCAACAUUAAAAUAUGUGGAAAGGAAACUCAAAAUCACAGCUUUCAUAUGAAGCAAGGCUUACCUAACACAAACAAUAUUGUGGAUUUUCAUGAUUUUGGAACACAAAGAUUUUAUUAUUAAAACUACAUUUGCUAUUCUUCUCAGUGUUUUGGAAAUACAAAAUAACAAUUCCCUGUUUUUUGAGAAAUUACAUCACAAUUUCACGCUGAGAGAAAGAAGAGAAAUGGCUAAUAGAAGGUAAAGAAUCACAGCUCUCCUCUCGUGUGUUUUCCUUGAUGUUCACACAAUGAUAUAACAUGGCUGUUGAUAAAACAUUUUACACAGGAAUGUACUUGUCAUCCAAAGGGACCAAAGUAGACACUAUGGAUAAGCUGGGGAAUACACCUCUUCACAUUGCUGUAGAAAACCAGGAUAUCAGAACGUUGGAGUACCUCAUUGUGAAUGGAGCCAAUACAAAUAUUAAAAAUGAGAUAGACGGCAACAUUCCCUUGCAUAUCGCUGUGAAAAAGAACCUCCUUGAAAUUGUUGAAGUGUUGGUGAACAACCAAACAGAAAUUAAUGCACAGAAUUUCAACGGUGACACUCCUCUGCAUUUUGCUUGUUCUUGUAAUAAUAUCAAAAUGGCAGAGUACCUUAUAAAUGUAGGAGCCAAUGUGUUUCUUAGAAACAGCAGAGGUAAUACACCCUUACACAUUGCAGUAAAAAAAGGAUCUGUUGCAAUGGUUGAAUUGUUGGUUAUCAAAUAUGCUGAUACCAUUGUGCAGAUAAUAGGUAAUCUUAGAAACAAGAGCGGUAAAACACCAUUGCAUUACGCAGUGUUACAUGGUUCCAAUAUAAUUGUGAAUUUGUUGCUGAGCAAACAGUUGGAUUUUAAUAUACCAAAUUUGUACGGUAAUCCUCCAUUGCAUUUAUGUUGUUUUCGUAACAACAUUGAUUUACUUGAACGCCUUAUCAAUAAAGGAGCCAAUAUCAAUCUCAGGGACAAAAAAGGUAAUUCAUUGCUGCACAUCGCAGUGAAAUGUAAUUGUGUCAACAUUGUUGAAGUUUUGUUGACAAAACAGGUUGAAGUGAAUGUGCAGAAUUUUGAUGGAAGUACUCCCCUGCACCUUUGUUGUUUUCAAAACAAUAUUGUAAUGGUUGAGCUCCUUAUAAAGGCAGGUGCAAAUAUAGAUCUCGCAGACAACAUGGGCAACACACCUUUGCAUACUGCAGUGGAUCACGGUCUUGUUGAAAUUGUUGAGUCGUAUCUGGAAAAAGAGGUGAAUUUGAAUGUACAGAAUAUGAAUGGUGACACUCCAUUGCAUCGUUCUUGUUUUCGUAACAACAUUAAAAUGGUUGAACUACUCAUAAGUGCGGGAGCCACCAUAAAUGUGGGCAACAUCAAUGGUGACACAGCCUUAUAUAUUGCAGUGCACAACAGUUUCUUUGAAAUCACUUGAGUUGUUAUUGAACAAUCAAGCGAAUGUGAAUGUCCAAAAUAUAGACGGUUCUUGUGCUCUGAAAUUCCUUUGCUCUAGAGACAACAUUAAGAUGGUUGAACGCUUUAUAAAUGCUGGAGCUGUAGUAGAAAUAAGAGAUAAAGAUUGGUACACACCACUGCAUAUGGCAGUGCAAUGGAAUCGUGUUGAAAUUGUUAGGUUGUUGCUGAGGAAACAUGCGGAUGUGAAUGCA
Messenger RNA from Homalodisca vitripennis (glassy-winged sharpshooter), 2002 nucleotides. Its product is annotated as ankyrin-1-like. Lineage: Eukaryota; Metazoa; Arthropoda; Insecta; Hemiptera; Cicadellidae. The record is from RefSeq and is a predicted model, not a curated record. Gene Ontology annotation, molecular function: protein binding. The coding region runs from base 628 to 1770 and encodes 380 amino acids. The transcript is spliced from 3 exons.